AGCAGCCCUUUUUUUGGCGGACGGCGUCACGGCAGUUUGUUUGCGUGCAGAUCGACCUAAUAUUGAUCGAUGAUGCUGCCCACACAAGGAUGAUGACGAGGCGACGAUACGGACCAAUGAUGGCAGCCUACAAAUUCCUGGGCAGCCUCCUCGUCCUCCGCACCAUCAAAGCCGACCCCUGCGCGCCGCCCCAAAUUCGGCUGCGCAACAAUACACUCAACAAAACAAUCGCCGUCGUGCUGAGGGGCGAGGCCUUCCGCAACACGGGCCAGCAGCACGUACGCGGGACCUGCGGCUGCGCGUUAGCAUGGAAGACGCAAAGGCGCAUCGCCGACGACCACGAGAAGUGGUUUGUGGCAUUGGGCCGGAGCGGCUACGGCGUCGACGUCUUCGCGGCGACGCGGCCCUGCUCGAACACGAACGCGACGUACAAUGCCACCGAGACCUUACGGGAGUGGUACGGGCCGCGGAUGAAAGUUAGUGUGGAGGACGUUGAUGACGGUUUACCGUUUGCGCAAGUCAGGAAUAGAGAUAGAGCCAUUGCUCUCGUGAGGGACUACGCCCAUGAACAUGGCGUGAAUUAUGCGUAUGUGUUCAUCAUGCGAUGGGACUACAAGAUUGAUGUAUCGAAGUGGCGCCCGCGCUGCGUCUUAGACGGGACGCUCAAGGACUCGCGCCAUUUAAUUUGGCGGACGAAGGACCAGGACAAGAUGCAGGUCGUGCCGGGGGCCUUGGCGGCCUGCUUCUACAAGCAGAACGCGGACCGAUCGGCCGUGUUAAAUGGAACACGCUUGGUCAGGCCGUCGGACUGCACCUGGGACGCGUGCCUCGAGCACGUCUGGAUCCGGACCGGUGGGUUAGGGCGUCCCCCCAAACACCCGCCCCUCGUCGUGUCGCACCUCUGGAAGCACGGAGAGUGCCCGACGCCCUGGGCGGUGAAGGUCGUCCAUAGAGCGGGCCCGCACAUCGGCAAGGGCCGUUUAAAAGAUAUCGCGGCCUGCGAGCGCGCGGACGCCGACCAAAGGCGUGUGGACCACUGGCAGGCGUGCCGGGACGGGUCGCCCGGCCAGAUGCAGCGCGCGGGGCUCGGUUGUAUACGAAACGGCUCGGUUGUAUACGAACGAAACACGACCGCGGUGCCGCCCUUCGACUCGGCGACGCACUGGCUCGCCAAGAAGAAGGAGCACUGGACGGCCAAGGUUCCUUAUCUGCGCGGGGGACCGCUCCCUCCGAAGGGCGUGCGCCGCGGCGAGGAGGGCCGCGAGGUGUUUGUGUAAUGUAUUACAUACAGU
Molecule: messenger RNA, 1292 nt
Organism: Pelagomonas calceolata
Lineage: Eukaryota; Pelagophyceae; Pelagomonadales; Pelagomonadaceae
Source: the annotation of a GenBank genome assembly